Salvelinus namaycush (lake trout) is the source of this 1412-nucleotide messenger RNA. RefSeq names its product ER membrane protein complex subunit 9-like. Bases 399 to 1016 code for a protein of 205 amino acids. Lineage: Eukaryota; Metazoa; Chordata; Actinopteri; Salmoniformes; Salmonidae. The transcript has 6 exons. Gene Ontology annotation, cellular component: EMC complex. The record is from RefSeq and is a predicted model, not a curated record.
GCUAUACUACAUAUAUCAUAUUUUGUAAAUGUGUCAAAAAAACAUGAAUGCAUGAUUGGGUUACAAGGUAUGUCAAACUCUGUCCACCAGGAGGAGACACCGUCACUACUUGAAGAACGGAUCUACUUCCAAAUGAUUGGCAAACUGAGACGCCAAUAGAACUUUAGACAGUCGCUAUUGUUACCAACCCAAAUGCAGAUGUACUGUUGGUAGGCGGGCACGGAACAGGAAAUGGUCUUAAUGAAUGAUGCAGUUUCAGCUCCACAGUGCAAACGUUUGUUAAAUGAUCAAUAUUCAGUUAUAUGUAUUAACAUGCACUAUUAGAUGAGUUUCAAACCGGACGUUUGUUUUACUGGACUUCUGAAAUUUCAUCCCAGCAAAUAAUAUCCAUUGACGCAAUGGGGGAGGUUGAGCUGUCCUGUCUGGCCUAUGUGAAGAUGUACCUGCACGGCUGUUUGUUUCCACGGUGUAGUGUCAAUGGGCUGCUGUUGUCGUCCAGUCCAGCAGGUGGUGCUGUGUGUGUGACAGACUGUGUGCCCCUGCUCCACUCUCACUUACCUUUGGCUCCCAUCACCCAGCUGGGUCUCACACAGGUGGAUGUAUGGUGUGCACAGACACAGCAGAGGAUUGUAGGAUACUACCAAGCCAACGCCUGUGUGUCAGACAACAGCCCUACGCCAUGUGCAUUGAAGAUUGCAGACAAGAUUGCCGAGCAGUGUAACAAUGCAGUUUUGUUAAUGAUUGAUGGUGGAAAGAUGUCUCCUGACUACAGGGUGCCUCCCAUAGUGAUGUAUGAGCGGAAAGACACCCGCUGGACCCUCAAAGACAAACAUACGAUAAUGCUGCGGCAGUGGGAGGAGACUCGGGAAAUAGCCAAUCAGCUGCUGGACUCUGGAGAUCACUCAUUAUUAGUGGAUUUUGACAGCCAUUUGGACGACAUAACUAGGGACUGGACAAAUCAGAAACUCAAUGCCAAAAUAGCAGAGCUUGCCUCACCAGCCAAUGGUAAUGUCUGAAAUAAGUUUGCGGAUUAAUUUGUUACUUUGAAAAAGUUUGAAUUAUUUAUGUCUUAAACCUACUGAUACUACAAAUUUUAAGAAUAUUUUUAUUAACAUCUAACAGUCAAAUAAGCGCACAUCAUCCACGAUAAUAUGAAAUACAUUUAAUGCGGUCAAGACAGAACAUUGAAUAAAAGACGAGCAUAAAUAACUAAUAUUUACAGUUUGACAGAUCUGUGCAGUCUUCCGGUCUCUCAGUCAGUGUGCCUUGUCAAACCCAGUAGCCAUGUUAACCCACUUACAACUGACAAAGCUGUGCUCAUAGUUCACUGACUGCUAAUGGCAUCACAUUAUGUGCAUCCUGUCCCACUGCUUUCAGUGUGUAACCUUUUAUUAAACUACAUCUACAAACUA